Hordeum vulgare subsp. vulgare (domesticated barley) is the source of this 1318-nucleotide messenger RNA. RefSeq names its product xyloglucan endotransglycosylase/hydrolase protein 8-like. Gene Ontology annotation, cellular component: apoplast; cell wall. The transcript has 3 exons. Gene Ontology annotation, biological process: xyloglucan metabolic process; cell wall biogenesis. The record is from RefSeq and is a predicted model, not a curated record. Lineage: Eukaryota; Viridiplantae; Streptophyta; Magnoliopsida; Poales; Poaceae. Gene Ontology annotation, molecular function: xyloglucan:xyloglucosyl transferase activity; hydrolase activity, hydrolyzing O-glycosyl compounds. Bases 211 to 1080 code for a protein of 289 amino acids.
GACGGGCCCCGGCAGCCGACACAGACCAUGUGCCCGCGCCGGCCGCAUUAUCGAAGCCGCUGCCGUGACGCCGCCCCACCGCCAGUUCACCACCAGCUCCAGCACAACAAGAGCAUCUAAUAAUAAGCUUCAGGCUAAAAGGGGAACAGCACACUGACACCGUCGCAGCAGAAGCAGAAGCAGAAGAGAAGCAGAGCAGCGGCGGCGACCAUGGCGCCAAGGUCAGACCUCCUCGCCGCGCUAGCGUUGGCCCUCCUCGCCGCGAGCGUCCUUAGUACGGGGGCCAAGGCCGACUUCGACGACCAGUUCGAGGUGAUCGGCGACCGCGACCACAUCGGGUACCGGGACGACGGCAACGACAAGGGCCAGGAGUUCUCGCUGGAGCUCGACCAGGAGUCCGGCUCCGGCUUCAAGUCCAAGGCCAAGUACCUCUUCGGCGAGUUCCAGGUCCGGAUGAAGCUCGUCGACGGCAACUCCGCCGGCACCGUCACCUCCUUCUACCUGACCUCCGGCGAGAGCGCCACCCACGACGAGAUCGACAUCGAGUUCAUGGGAAACUCGAGCGGCGACCCCUACGUGAUGAACACCAACGUCUGGGCCAGCGGCGACGGCAAGAAGGAGCACCAGUUCUACCUCUGGUUCGACCCCUCCGCCGACUUCCACACCUACAAGAUCACAUGGAACCCAAAGAACAUCAUAUUCGAGGUGGACGGCGUGCCGGUGAGGACCUUCAAGAAGUACGACGGCCUGCCGUUCCCGUCGGCGCGGCCGAUGACGGUGCACGCGACGCUGUGGGACGGCAGCUACUGGGCGACGCAGCACGGCACCGUCAAGAUCCACUGGCGCCACGACCCCUUCGUCGUCCCCUACCAGGGCUACCACGCCAACGGCUGCGUCCACGACAAGGCCACCAACAAGACCUCCUGCCCCGCCGGCAGCGACGCCUGGAUGCACCGCGAGCUCGACGACGGCGAGCUCAGCACCGUCGCGUGGGCCGAGCGCAACUGCCUCUCCUACAACUACUGCGCCGACGGAUGGCGCUUCCCCAAGGGCUUCCCCGGCGAGUGCGGACGCAAGUGAUGAUGAUGAUGAUGAUGAUUAGUGGCUGUCCAGGAUUUGAUUAAUUUGAUUCUUGAUUAGUAGUGGUGCUGCAGAACAGAAUUGCCCUUCUUCUUGUUCGUUUCAUGAUUCCAUUAUUGGACAUGUACAUGUCUUCUUACCUUACAUUACAUUACAUUACCGGCCCCAUUUUUCUCCCGUGUAUGUACAUUUUUGCAAUCUUUAAUUGGUUAGAAAUGUGAAGAAAGUGAGAGGGAAA